This is a messenger RNA of Phyllopteryx taeniolatus (common seadragon), 3350 nucleotides long. It is a transcript of the gene fgf18a, whose product is annotated as fibroblast growth factor 18a. The transcript is spliced from 6 exons. The record is from RefSeq and is a predicted model, not a curated record. Bases 1100 to 1975 code for a protein of 291 amino acids. Gene Ontology annotation, biological process: positive regulation of gene expression; positive regulation of protein phosphorylation; regulation of cell migration. Gene Ontology annotation, cellular component: cytoplasm. Gene Ontology annotation, molecular function: type 1 fibroblast growth factor receptor binding; growth factor activity; type 2 fibroblast growth factor receptor binding. Lineage: Eukaryota; Metazoa; Chordata; Actinopteri; Syngnathiformes; Syngnathidae.
GCGCCUUUUCUUGCCUUUUGUGGUGUGAAUGAAAACGCGGGGACGCAAAAGCGGCACCAGCAGCAGCAGCAGCAGCAGAAGAAGAAGAAGAAGAAGAAGAAGAAGAAGAAGAAGAGGAAGAAGAGUGCGAGCGGAUCUGUCAGUGGGUAAACACGUUAGUAGUGUUCAACUUUGGAUUCCUCCGCUAACCUGGCGAGCUCGAGCUCUCUUUUCAUUUGAUUUUCUUUUCUUUUUGCAACACGGAGCUGUUUUUCCUCUCUCUCUCUCUCUCUCUCUCUCGGAGCGGAGAGACUUUUGACUUUUCGUGCCCCCCCCCCCGCCCCCCCCCUCGCGCUUCAUAGGAAAAGCUUUAACUUUCGAGGUUUAAAAAAAUAAAUAAAACGAUCGGAUUGCAUUUUCCCCCUUCAAACAUUUCGGAGGUGAUGUCAUCGAGCUGUGUUUUGGCUGCUAUUGUGUCGAGGAGGCGCAGGGAGAAGCACAGCGGCCGGGCGGCGACCAGCGGCUGAGGCGAGUCCGGAAAAUCAGGUGCAAAGUGCGGCUUGUCCUUUUCCUUUUCCUGUCCGCGCGCGCCAUCCUCGCACGACUCGAUUGGCAGGCACCGACAUGAGCGAAGCCGCCUCGCAUCGCCCCGCGCCCGCUGCGCCUCCGUCUCCCACCUGCUGUGCGCGCGAGCCCCCUUGUGACGUGGCCGAGACCCUCCGACACCUCCGACAGCCGCUGGACCUGCUCAGCCGAGCCUUGUAAUUGCCGCGCGUGCAUGUGCGCGCGUCCACACGGCACGCACGCGUGGCAUCGUUCCGCGGGGCUUUUCGGAGUUCGACCGUCUGCGCACCUGUUCUCGCGUCAUCGGCAGCCCCCCCCCCCCCCCCCCCCCCCCCCCGGCGUGGACAGCCGCUCGAGGUUGCCCCGCGGUCUCCGGCCUCAGACCCCGGUUGACCCGCGGCCGCAUGUUGAUGAUCCGCCGAUGCCAACUGGACUCUUUGACUCUGCCUGACACCCAGCGGAUUUGCGGAUUUGGACCUCUCCGGACUGGCGGACUGGCUCGGGCCGAGCGAGGAGACUGUCUGCGGGCCGAGUUCCAUAGUGGAGGGGGGGAGCGAUGUGGUCCCUUCUUCCCACGCUGACCGUCUUCCAGUCUCUCCUCCGCCAUCUCCCGGUCCCAGAAACGCUGCACAUGUCUUUGCUUCGGCCCCAGCUGUCAGCUGCUCGCUCCUCCCGUAUACACACAUCUGCGUGCAUGCCCACGACGCUGCGGAGGAGUCACCUCGCUAACCCUAAACAUAAACCGGCAGGCAGGAAAAUGAUAGGAGGGAGAGAAAGAGGCGGACGGGAGAAAGGGAGGACAACGAGUUCCAGAAAGAGCGGCGCAGAGAUGAGAUGUAUCCAGAUGUUGCUGGUGAUGUGCAAUCCUUUACAGGUGCUCGGUGUGGAUGGGGUCAACUUCAGCGUGCACGUGGAGAACCAGACGCAGGUGCGAGACACCAUGAGUCGACGACACCACCGGGUUUACCAGCUCUACAGCCGCACCAGCGGCAAACACGUCCAAGUGCUGGGACGCCGAAUCAGCGCCCGGGGAGAAGACGGAGACAAAUAUGCCCAGCUCGUAGUGGAGGCAGACACCUUUGGUAGCCAGGUGAGAAUCCGGGGCAAAGAAACCAACUUCUACCUGUGCAUGAACCGCCGGGGCAAGCUGGUCGGAAAGAAGGCCAGUAACCGAAGUGCCGACUGCGUCUUUGUGGAAAAGGUCCUGGAAAACCACUACACGGCUCUGAUGUCGGCACGCUACACGGGCUGGUACGUGGGCUUCACCAAACGAGGGCGACCUCGCCGCGGCCCCCACACCCUCCCCAACCAGCAGGAUGUGCACUUCAUGAAGCGUUUCCCGCCUGGGGAGCAACCUGACCUCACCACGCCCUUCCGCUUCACCACCAUCGGCAAGCGAGGCAAGAGGGUGCGCGCUACUGGACCCCGCUAGCGGCGGCUAACCCCAAACUCCAGACUUGACCCGAGCCUGCCGCCGGCCGAACCGGUCAACCGAAAACCAAUCGCAUUCCACCGAACGACUUGCUUUGUCGGGACAAACGUCGAGCAGAAACUUGAUGAAUCAUUCUCGGGGUUUAUCUUUCCACCGACCGUUUUGCCACUACGACCCCGUAGUUGUAGCUCAUUCCUUUCUUUUUCCUCUCCUUUCUGGGACCAACUGGACCCUUGGUGGUCCAUCACUGGAAGCGAUAUGGACCUGGUCUGCUUCCCUUCACAGACCAGAACUAUUGACAGAAUACCUGAAGGGCAGCCAAAAGAGUCCAAGGCUCACGGCUCCACAAAGGCCUUGGUUCCACAGCCACGAAAAACACACAUGGCCUUUUUACAUCUCCUGCUGUGGCCCAGCUGGACAAUAUCAAGAAUGGAAUUACAACUGGAGCGUACAGAGGGAGGACAAAGGUGAAAAGGGGUGAGUGGCUGCUCAGUCGAAAGGGAAAAGACUGCCAUGCGGGCAAAGCGACAGAAGGAUCCGCGCAGAUCGAGGACCGAUAAUGGACUGCUGGCGAGCCACGCACUUAUUCCUCACGCCGGGAAAAUCGGUGGCGACGGAUGGACGGAUAUCAGUGAGGGAACCGGCUGACUGACUCACUCGACACAUGCGUGCGUGUAACGGGACAAAUGAAGAAAUCCAUGCGUGUCUUCUCGUGUGUGUUUGUGUGAAGCUGACUCCAGCGGCACGGACUGAAGUUUGAGGAACUGGAAUGUAUGAAACAACAUGUACCAAAAAAAAAAAAAAAAAAAAUGAAACCAAAAAAAAACAAAAAAAAAACAACAACAACAACAACCAGCCAAUCACAGAACACCAAAGCAUUGAGCAACCAAAGACAACUGAGGGCCUUCUUCAGGACUCCGCCCCUUUUACCAUGACCACAGAGGACACAGCGCCCUCUGCUUGAAGGGGCGGGGGGGGGGGGGGAGGUGCCUUCUCUAUGAGCAUCGCCAUAGAAACGACCCCCGGGGGGAUGAUGCUCGUCUGCGAUGCCGUGGAUACAGAAUGCUGCUACCAGGACAUUCACCAAAGUCUCACGCGUACAACCAGGACAACAAAAUAUUAAAGGGAACAAUUUAUUGAAAGCUAUAUAUAUAUAUAUAUAUAUAUUAUAUAUAUAUAUAAUAUAUAUAUAUAUAUAUAUAUAUUAUAUUAUAUUAUAUAUAUAUAUGUAUGUAUAAAAAGAAGACAGAAACCCGAAAUAAGCAAUCCUACUAUGAUGGUUAGUAUAAUUAUUAUGGUAAAGUUAUUUCAUUUAUUUAUUACAGCUAUGUGUGCAGCAGUCUUUCUCGACUCAGUAAACCUUACAGAACCAUUU